CUCUGACUCUGAACAAACCACUCUACUCAGAAUGAGGGGACUUCUGAUUUUUGCCGCAUUGAUUGUGGUUGCGCUCUGUCGAGAGAGUUUUGAGGGGCACCAAGUCCUUCGCAUCACUGCAAAAGAUGAAACUCAAAUAAGUCUUUUAAAGGAACUCUCUGAAGUCGAGGAGCUUCAGCUGGACUUCUGGACAGAGCCAGCUCAUCCAACUCUUCCAGUGGAUGUUCGUGUUCCUUCCCAGAGCCUUCAGAUGGUCGAGAAUUACCUGGAUUCCAACAACAUUCAUUAUUCAGUAAUGAUUAAGAAUCUUCAGGCUUUCCUGGAUGAGGAGCAGCAGGAGAUGUUUCGUGCUCGUGCAGGCCAGCCCAAGAACACAGAUGCCUAUGAUUACGCCAAUUACCAUACCUUGACUGAGAUAUACAGUUUCAUGGACAUGCUGGUGGCAGAGAACCCUAACCUUGUUAGCAAAAUUGUUAUUGGCAAGAGCUAUGAGGGUCGUCCUCUGAAUGUGCUGAAGUUUAGCACAGGUGGAUCAAAUCGCCCAGGGAUCUGGAUUGAUACUGGAAUACACUCCCGCGAGUGGGUUACUCCGGCCAGUGGGACCUGGUUUGCAAAGAAGAUUGUGACAGGCUAUGGAAGUGACCCCUCUAUGACUGCCAUCCUUGACAAAAUGGACAUCUUCCUAGAGAUCGUCACCAACCCGGAUGGUUACCACUACACUCACACAUCUAAUCGUAUGUGGCGCAAGACCAGAAAACCCAACCCUGGCUCUUCCUGUGUGGGAGUGGACCCCAACAGGAACUGGGACGCAGGUUUUGGAGGUCCUGGUGCGAGUGGGAGUCCGUGCUCUGAGACGUACCGUGGACCAAGGGCUCAUUCGGAGUCGGAGGUGAAAUCGAUUGUGGACUUUGUUACGUCUCACGGAAACCUCAAGGCCUUUGUUUCCAUCCACAGCUAUUCCCAAAUGCUUUUGUACCCUUACGGGUACACCAGAACACCUGUGAAAGACCAACAAGAACUGCAUGACCUGGCAAAGAAGGCCAUCACUGAGCUGGCCUCUCUCUAUGGCACACGCUACAGAUAUGGCAGCAUUAUCAACACCAUCUACCAGGCCAGCGGCGGCACCAUUGACUGGACGUAUAACCAGGGCAUCAAGUACUCAUAUACAUUUGAGCUGAGGGAUACCGGUCGCUAUGGUUUCAUUUUGCCAGCCAGUCAGAUCAUUCCAACCGCCCAGGAGACAUGGCUCGCUCUAAUGGCCAUCAUGGAGCAUACAAACGCUAACACCCUUUAAAGAAAUACACUGACAAAGGGAACUUGUUUCAUCAACAUUAAAUGCAACUGCAAAGUA
Clupea harengus (Atlantic herring) is the source of this 1351-nucleotide messenger RNA. RefSeq names its product carboxypeptidase A1. Gene Ontology annotation, biological process: proteolysis. The coding region runs from base 32 to 1294 and encodes 420 amino acids. Lineage: Eukaryota; Metazoa; Chordata; Actinopteri; Clupeiformes; Clupeidae. The record is from RefSeq and is a predicted model, not a curated record. The transcript has 11 exons. Gene Ontology annotation, molecular function: metallocarboxypeptidase activity; zinc ion binding.